Molecule: messenger RNA, 999 nt
Organism: Alligator sinensis (Chinese alligator)
Lineage: Eukaryota; Metazoa; Chordata; Crocodylia; Alligatoridae
Product: zinc finger protein 239-like
Exons: 1
Coding region: 80-973 (297 amino acids)
Biological process (GO): regulation of transcription by RNA polymerase II
Molecular function (GO): DNA-binding transcription factor activity; RNA polymerase II cis-regulatory region sequence-specific DNA binding
Source: RefSeq, a predicted model, not a curated record
CGGCAAGGCCUUCGCGCAGGCCGCGGCGCUGGUGAAGCACCAGCGCGUGCACACCGGGGAGAAGCCCUACCCCUGCCCCAUGUGCGGCAAGACCUUCGCUCUGUCCUCGGGCCUCGUGCUGCACAAGCGCAUCCACACGGGCGAGCGCCCGCAUGCCUGCCCGCUCUGUGGCAAGACCUUCAUCUCCUCCUCACACCUGGCCCUGCACCUACGCUCGCACACGGGCGAGCGCAAGUACAAGUGCGGCGUGUGCGGGAAGCUCUUCCUGCAGUCCUCGCACCUGGUGCGGCACAAGGCCAUCCACACCGGGGAGAAGCCCUUCAAGUGCGAGGACUGCGGCAAACACUUCGGCCGGGCCUCACACCUCAAGACCCACAAGCGCGUACACACGGGCGAGCGGCCGUUCAAGUGCACGCAGUGCGAGAAGGCCUUCACGCAGAAGGCAGGGCUCAUCCUGCACGUCCGCCUGCACACCGGGGAGCGGCCCUACCACUGCGACAAGUGUGGCAAGAACUUCCGCUCCUCCGCGCACCUUGUGUCGCACCAGCUGCUCGAGUCGGGGGAGAGGAAUUUUAAGUGCACCACCUGCGGGAAGGCCUUCAAGCAGGCGUCUUCCCUCAAGCAACACCUGAAAACACACGAAGCGCGUGAGCCUCACCGCUGCUCUGUCUGCGGCCGGGCUUUCUCCAGGUCCUCCUAUCUCCAGCUGCACAUGAGAACCCACAGCGGGGAACGGCCCUACCACUGCUUGGUUUGCAACCGAACUUAUGCCAAAAUGUCCACCUUUGAGAAACACUGUAAAAAGCACCAGCAGGAGGAAGAAAGGCCUGGUAUGAGGCCCCGAGCCAUGACUACCAGGGCCAAAGCACUGGCUGAAAAGAAGAGGCAGAAACAGAAACAGCAGCACCAAGAGGAUAGCCCCGAGCAACCUCGUCAGCCUGAUGCCCAGCAGCAACGGGAGGAAGAGCAGUAAUGGUCACCAAAACGGAAACUGCUCGC